Messenger RNA from Mya arenaria, 2622 nucleotides. RefSeq names its product chorion peroxidase-like. Bases 120 to 2495 code for a protein of 791 amino acids. Lineage: Eukaryota; Metazoa; Mollusca; Bivalvia; Myida; Myidae. The record is from RefSeq and is a predicted model, not a curated record. Gene Ontology annotation, biological process: response to oxidative stress. Gene Ontology annotation, molecular function: heme binding; peroxidase activity. The transcript is spliced from 12 exons.
AUAUUACUUGUUUUUGUUGUUUGUGCAACCAUCUGCGAUAAUUUGCUUAAACUGUACGCUAGGAUGAAGGUUUAUAUAAUGCGUUCGCAAUAACUGUUAUCAUUUCGAAAGCUACCAUUAUGGUGAAAUUAAUCCCGUUUCGCACUGUUAUUCUUCAGCUGACACUGCUGUCGUUGUCAUGCCGACUGGGUGCCGGUCAGGGUAUGAGUGCGUCUCGUGCACAGUUCCAGGCCGCCGCCACCCAGGCGGCAGUCGGGGUUGAGGAGAGGAUUGCCGCGGCAGACAGACUUGACAGGAGCGCGUUUGAUGAAGGCGUGGACCGAGUAAAUCCCGGUCGGAUGGAUUCUUCAGGGCCACAGCUGCUGACUACGGCUACCGCAAAUGAGAUCGGUAGGGUGGGUCAAGCCUUCCUUGAUACCGCCAGAAAUACUAUGGUCAGGAUGAGUAUUCGUCCAGCAGACGCUGGUCGCGAGAUAAUCGCCGCCAGGAUCCCGCCGCCGGACGCCCUGCUCUGUCCUUUCCAACCACCCAAAUGUGACCCAACAGCCAAGUUCCGGACGAUGGAUGGAUCCUGUAACAACGUGGUCAAUCCACUGUGGGGAAGAUCGCAGACGCCUUUUGAGAGAUUGCUCGCCCCUAUUUACAAUGACGGGGUGUCUGAACCCCGGGCCGCAAGCGUGUUUGGAGGACCACUUCCGAACGCCCGCCUCAUCAGCAGGGAGUUCCACGACAGCAUGUCGAAUCCUCUAGGCGGCUCCACGCAUCUGCUUAUGGAGAUCGGCCAGUUCAUAAGCCACGAUAUAGAAUUUCAGGCGCUCUCGCAAGGUUACGCAGGGGCCAACUUGGAUUGUUGCACGAGGACAAAUAGGCCAGGUUGCUUCCCUAUAGAUAUCCCACCGAAUGACCCUUUCUUCCCGCCAAAUCGCACGUGCAUCAACAUUGUUCGAGCUCUACCAACACCUCCACUUGACUGCACCAUCGGUGUCCGUCAGCAGUUGAACCAGAUCACCCACUACCUUGAUGGCUCGGCCAUCUAUGGCUCCUCGGACGACGAGAUCCGUGACCUCCGCACUCUCACUGGAGGUCUUCUUAAGACGAGCUCCAACAACCUGUUACCGACUGCGCCUACGACCGGAACUGGCUGUAUUCUGACCACCUCGACAAGGCCGUGCUUCAAGGCUGGGGACGUCCGUGUGAACCAGCAGCCGAUGCUGAUGUCUAUGCACACGGUCUGGGUGCGGGAACACAACCGCCUUGCGCGCGGCCUCGCGCUCCUCAAUCCAACCUGGGACGACGAGCGACUCUUCCAGGAGGCACGCAGAAUCUUGGGCGCCGAGCUCCAGCACAUCACAUACAACGAGUUUCUUCCGGCAAUACUGGGGCGCAGAGUUAUGACAAAAUACGGAUUGAAGCCACUUUCAAACGGUUAUUUUAAUGGCUACGACGCGAGCGAGCAGCCAAUGGUACGGAGCGCAUUUGCGACGGCGGCCUACCGGUUUGGCCACAGCCUCAUCUGGCAGAGAGUGCUUGCCCACAAUGGCGCCAUCAAGGUGUCCGAUCGCCUCCUCAAAGACGAGUUCCUGAAGCCCGACCUCGUCUAUACGCGGGGUGUCGGGGACAUUUGUCGGGGCCUCACACGUUCACCGGUGGAAAAGGUGGACAAAUCGCUCACUGAACAGAUAACAAAUCACCUGUUUGAGCGGGAAAGAGGUUUCGGCGGGGACCUCGCUGCAACAAAUAUCCAACGGGGGCGGGACUAUGCCAUCCCUGGCUACCAGGCUUAUCGUCGCCUCUGUGAACUUCACGGCCAAUUCUCUCACACACGGAUUGUACAGCGAAAGCUCAACGAUAUCUACAGGUCACCAGAGGACAUUGAUCUGUUUCCCGGUGGCGUGUCUGAAAUCCCCGUCAACGGGGGAAAGGUUGGCCCGACCUUUGCCUGCCUCAUUGGACGCCAGUUUAAAUCACUAAAGAAUGGAGACAGAUUCUACUAUGAAAACAGCGGCGACACCGCAUUCUCAGGGAACCAGCUGCAGGAAAUUAGGAAGGUUACGCUCGCUUCCCUCUUUUGUGCUAAUACAGACAUUGGUACCAUACAGCCGUCUGCAUUGAAAAGCAUCCGGCGAGGAAACACUCUUGUCAACUGCAAUAACAUUCCGCACUUAGACCUAAAUCCCUGGCGGGCGACCGGCUGUGUCCCUGUAAACGGCGGCUACUCGGCCUGGGAGCGAACGCGCUGUUUUGGGACAUGGCGGAUCAGGUAUCGGAUUUGUAACAAUCCUCUGCCAAACGAGUGCGGCAAAUCAUGUCCACGUCAGUUUGAAAUCCAAAUAGAAACGUGCGGUAUCCGUCGGCCUGGUUUUCGACGGGGCAACGCUGGUCCCCCAGAUGUAGCCAUGGUAAGCGCAGAGGUGUCACGGCUGUCGGGGGGAAGGAUUUCCGCUAUUGACGGAUCACUUAUGACGACAGCCAUGAGAGGUUUUCGGCAUUUUUAAAAUAUAUAUAUUUAUAUAUAUAUAUAUAUAUAUUGUCCUGUAAAAUUCUUUGACAUUCAUCAAUUUUAAUGUAUUGUGUAUGUAUUGAUUUUGAAUAAAAUUGACCUUCUUGAUCAACUCAGCGGUU